AUGAUUGAAACAUCUCAUUCAUAUCAUCAUCCAUAUAAACCAAAACAACGUUUUACACAUUAUAUUAAAAGUCCUGAUACACAAAAUGUUUGUCAUGAUAUUGCAACAACAUGUCGAAAUACUGAAGUAGAUCAACCAGCACCAACAGCAAUUAUACAUCAUCACCAUUACUUAUCACAAUCGACAGCAAAUCUUAUUGAAACAACACAUCAACAUAAUGGAAAAGAAGAUUUUGAACCACAACCACCACCACCACCACAAUCUUCAUCAUCAUCGUUAUCAACAACAGCAGCAGCAGCAGCAGAAAAUAUUAUUGUUCCAUCUACACAAUUGCAUGAUUUAACUCGAUCAAAAUCGUCACCAACAACUUCUAUCAAAACAGAACCAAAUCUUGAACGAAAACAAUUUUCAGAAAAUCUUAAUAAUAAAAUGGCUUCAUUAAUGAAAACAAACGGUGGAAAAGUCGCAGGUUCAAUGACGGUCAAUGUACCAUGUUUAGUAUGUGGUGAUGAAGCAAGCGGUUUUCAUUAUGGCGUCAAUUCAUGUGAAGGUUGCAAGGGUUUUUUUCGUCGAUGUAUAACACAGGGAAUGUCUCAUCGAUGUAACAAUACGGGUAAUUGUGAAAUAACACCAUUUAGUCGAAACUCAUGCCAAUAUUGUCGAUUAAAAAAAUGUUUUGAUGUUGGCAUGAGUCGUGAAGCAUCACGAUUAGGUCGACGACCGAAACGACCUCGUUCGGAUAUGAAAUCUAUUGUUAAAAAUGAAAAAGAACUAUCACCACAACAUUCACUAACAAUAGCACCAUCAACAAAUAUGUCAGCACAAGUAUCAGCAUUUGUUCGUUUGCAAGAAAUUCAACGACACCAACAAAAGCAAUCUCUAAAUACCAAUGAGAAAUUUAUUAAACAACACACACCUCCAGAUGAACGAGAUAAAGAAUUAUCACCAACAAAUCGAAUUGAUUCUGUUAGUUCAACAACAUCCAAUAUAUUAUCAUCACCUUAUCGGGCACCAUCAGUAACGAUUGAAACACCUAACUCUUCGACAUCGUUAUCAUCGUUUCCUGAUUGUCUCUUUCAACAUCGCCAACCAUUGUCAUCAACAUUAAUACCUGAAAUUCAUCGUGAAAUUGCACGAAAAAUAUCGUCGAUGUUGCUUUAUCAAGAAAAAUUAUUAACAGAUAUUGAAGCAAAAGAAAUGGAUCAUAUAGCACAGGUUAUUAUUAGUGCACAUCUACAAUUUUGUGUAUGUACAUUUGAAAAAAUACAAAUGAAAAUUGAAGAAAAUCCACCAAUAUGGGCAGACUCUGUGAGUGAUGAUCUGAAUUGUGAUCCAGCAUUAGUAUGGGCUAAUUGGCAAUUAAGUUUUCCAUUCGAAAGUAUUCUUAGAACAUUCAAAUACUAUACAUUUUUUCAACAAAUUUCACAAGAUGAUCAAAUUUGUUUAUUUCGACAUGGAGCAUUUGAAACGAUUCUUGUUAGUUGGUUUACAUUAUUUGAUGCUGAACAAAAGUUAAUGCUAACACCAGACUUCUCAGCCUACAUGGAUAGAGACUUUAUUAAAACAAUAAAAACAUUAGGUGUGAUUAUGUUAGAAAUAUUUGAUUUGGGUAUGAAAGCAAGUCAUCUUCGAUGGACUGAUAGUGAUAUUGCAUUGUUUAAUGCACUUUUAUUGAUGAAUCCAGAACGGUCAGAUCUAUGCGAUAAACAAAUCGUUGGUCAAAUUGAAGCAAAAUUAAUGCAAGUUUUAUACAGACAUUUACGAUGUCAUCAUCCAAAUGAACCAAAUAUGUUUCUUGAUAUUCUUCAAUUGAUACCAUCUAUUCAAGAAGUAAAUCAGAUUCAUUUGAAUGCUGUACAAUAUAUUAAACGAUAUGAACCACAAAUUUUUAAUUCAUUACCUGAUGUCCAUCGUGAAACGUACGAAGGUCUCUUGCCAUAA
Molecule: messenger RNA, 1941 nt
Organism: Rotaria socialis
Lineage: Eukaryota; Metazoa; Rotifera; Eurotatoria; Philodinida; Philodinidae
Source: the annotation of a GenBank genome assembly